GAGCACGUGCUGUUUGUGCACCGCGAGCUCGACGUCUUCCGCAUCCCGCCCAGGACGGGCGCGGGCGGGUGGCGCAGCGGGGAGUGGCGGGUGGCCGACAAGAUCUUCACGGGGCGGGUGCGGGUGGUGGCGGUGGGGGAGAAGCUGGAGGUGCGCCUGGAGGACCCGCAGACCGGCGAGCUCUUUGGCGUGGCGCCGGUGCCCGCGGGCCAGGCGCACACCGUGGUGGAGCAGGCCUCCGACUCCAGCCGCAACUUUGUGCUGCGCCUGGAGGACGCCGACAGCCGGCGGCACGCGUUUGUGGGGGUGUCGUUCGGCGAGCGCUCCGCCGCCUUUGACUUCAACGUCGCCAUCGGCGACCACGAGCGGCAGCAGCGGCGGGCGGCGGAGAUGGCG
This is a messenger RNA of Chlorella variabilis, 396 nucleotides long. RefSeq lists its product as hypothetical. The annotation marks the transcript as partial. Gene Ontology annotation, biological process: endocytosis. The record is from RefSeq and is a predicted model, not a curated record. Lineage: Eukaryota; Viridiplantae; Chlorophyta; Trebouxiophyceae; Chlorellales; Chlorellaceae. The transcript is spliced from 2 exons. Gene Ontology annotation, cellular component: membrane; clathrin vesicle coat.